AUGUCCGCCCUUUGUCCCCCACUCAACGGGAAGUGUCCACCUUCCCGAAGAACCUCCGCCAACCCUAGGAUCCCUUUCUUGGAGACAGGAACAGAUCCCUCCUGUGUUCUACCACAGAACCUGGAGAAUGAUGAGGAUGGAGCCCAGGCCUCUCCGGAGCCGGAUGGGGGAGUCGGCACCAGGGAUUCUGGCCCAACCUCCCUCCGAAGUUCCCAGUGGUCUUUUAGCACCAUCAGCAGCGGCACCCAGCGCUCCUACCGGGCCUGCUGCAGCUGGACCCAACACCCUUUGAUCCAGAAGAACCGCCGGGUCGUGUUGGCCUCCUUCCUGCUCCUGCUGCUGGGGCUGGCCCGCCCCGCAGUCUACCACGUGAUCUUCAUCUACUGCGCCGUCAAGGGCCAGCGGGGCUUCCAGUUCUUCUACCUGCCCUACUUCGAGAAGUGAGCCGGCGUGUCCCGCGCCGUUCCGUUCGCCUCGGUUCGGGGGAAGGGGCCCCCGGGACCCCCACACCCUCGGGAGUUUGCUCAGGCCUGGCCCUGGGAAGGUCGCCCCUCGCCCGCCCUGUGCCUUAACUUAUUCUCGGCCCUGCGGCUGCCGGGCUCCUGGUAGCUUGUGCUAAUAAAAGAGUAAUGGCAGCA
Messenger RNA from Carlito syrichta (Philippine tarsier), 638 nucleotides. It is a transcript of the gene TMEM134, whose product is annotated as transmembrane protein 134. NCBI's taxonomy places the organism in Eukaryota, Metazoa, Chordata, Mammalia, Primates, Tarsiidae. Bases 1 to 444 code for a protein of 147 amino acids. The transcript is spliced from 5 exons. The record is from RefSeq and is a predicted model, not a curated record.